AGCGGUUUCAUUUCUGGCCACCUCACGCCACUAUGGGUGACUGCCAGACCAAGGAGCAGGUCACGGAGAGGCUGGAAGCCGAAGAGGAACAGCUGAAGCGGGACUUCGAGUUGUCCCUCGAAGCUUUGAAGGAGUGCGACCAGCUGACGCGGGUGCCGCAUCUGCUCAUCGAGAUCCGGUCCCUAGGCUUUGUGGAGAUUCAGGGGAAGGAUACCGGGGGCAUCUACCAGAAGCUGGACAGCUGGCUGAAACAGCACUGGCGUGCCACGGAGAAGACCCAGGAUCUCAUACUGAAGUGUGCGGAGGAGCAGACUUGCGGAUGCUGCGGCUUUGCGCCGGAGUUCGCGGUGGGGACACUGGAGCCGCACCAUGCGCUCUGUGACAAGAGCUACACCUUGGGGGAGAUGUCCGCUGAUGGCAAGGUCUUGUCCAACCACACCUACAAGAACCGUGGCAGCGAAGGGGAGAACAACAUGGGCAAGCUGACGAUGCAAUUGGCCCAGUUCCUGACCAACGAAUGCGGCUGGACCCUGCAGGUGUGCGACUCCGGCAAUCUCGGCUGGCAGGGCGAAAUCCGUGAGCAGCAGAUGAAGUUCAAGGCGCCCCACCCAUUGAACCUCAUCGCGCCUCUGGUCAUGAUUGAGCUGCGGCAGGUGGGCUACAUCGAGAUCAACGGCCAAGACCAGGACGGCAUCUACGGCAAGCUCGGGAACUUCUGCCGAACCAUGUGGCAGGCCACUCAGACCCAGGCGGAUCGUGACUACUGCGACCUGAAGUUCAAGACCUCGGCCUUCAAGGGCCGAGGGUCCGAAGGUGAGAACAACAUGGGCCAGCGGACCAUGGAGCUCGUGGAUUUCAUGGUGAAGCAAUGUCAGUGGACCAUGGUCACCUGCAACACAGGGAAUUUCGGGCGCCGGGGCGACAAGAGGGAGCAGCAGCUCAUCUUCCGCAACGACGAGUUUGUGCAGCACGGCGUGGACCACAUCAUGAUCGAGCUGCGCACGGCUGGGUACAUCGAAAUCAACGGCUUGCACGACGCGAAAGAUCUACAGCCAGAGUUGAUCAACUUCAUGGUGCAGCAGUGGCGCUGCAAGGAGUACACAAAGUACAUGUGGGAAAGCUCGGAGAACUUCUGCGAUUUGAAGUACACGGCCCCCGACGGCCUCUUCACGCGCGAGGGAUUGACCAACAACCUGGGCAAGCGCACCAUCGAGCUCGCGGAUUUCCUGGCGCAGCACGGGUGGGCGCUCCUGCUCUGCAACGGCGGGAGCGUGACGCCCAACCCAAGCCACUCGCCCAACAACAUCAUCCGGGAGCAGCAGGUGAAGUUCACCCGGACCACCCCGGAGAAGGCCAAAGCCCCCCUGCUGAUGAUCGAGCUCCGCACGGUGCCCUACAGCGACGGGCCCCCGGCCUGGUACGGCUACAUCGAAAUUUGCGGGAAGGACACCAACGGAGUUCAUGGUCACCUCGACCGCUUCAUCACGCAUUACAUGCACGGCAAUUGCAUCGGCCGGGGGAAUGUGGGGCACUGUGACGUGAUGUAUUCGACCACCAAGUUCCGCAAGAAGCCGAGCAGCAACAACGAAAACGGCCGCUAUGGCGGCUACAUGAAUGGAGAGAGCAAUAUCGGCAAGUGGACCAUGCGGCUUUGCGACUUCAUGGUUGACCACCUGGGCGAGUGGGACUUGAUCGUGUGCAACAGCGACAACUUGGACAGAUCCUUCCAGCAUGGCUCUGGCGACAACAAGUACUUUAACAGUGUCACGGCGCGAGAGAUGCAGCUGGUUUUCCGCCACAAGGCGGGCGGCCGGGGUGUGUUCAUGUCCGCCAGCAACGUCGAGCCACUGGGGCGGCCGCCGCUGCAGCCGCCGCCCUAUUGGAAGGACGCGGGCUGCAAAGAUGGGACGGUGGGGCACAAGCUGGUGCCCGGCACUCCGGAGGAGCUUACCUGGAUGCAGGAGAUCCUGGACGGCACCUUCAAGAACAAGGUGACCCGGGACCGCAAGGACGGCCAGCCCCUGGCGGACCGCUUUGUGGCAGUCCAGUGCGUGCGCAGCGAGCACCCGGGGCUCUGGGACCGUUUCGCUGAGAGGCGCGGCCUGGUGGCGGAGGCUGGCCGCUCCUCCAGCGACUUUGUGGAGCCAAAGACCAUGGCGGCGGCGCCGGGCUUGGCGCGGCGGUGCGUGCACGCCUCUGUGGGGAACCCGGCCAACCAGGCCUACCUGCUGCAUGGCACCAAUCCGACCUCGGCAGUUGCCAUUUUGCAAAACUCCUUCACCGUGGACUUUGCGGGCAAGAGCGCUGGCACCAUGUUUGGACCUGGCGUCUACCUAGCAGAGAGCUCGACCAAGGCAGAUGAAUAUGCUCGGGACGAUGCGGGCGGCGAGUACGAUGGCCUGUAUGCCUUGCUGGUGUGCAAGGCGGUGUUGGGACGCUCCUAUGUGACGGAAAAAGCCGGUGACUUCCGGGAUCAGGUCCUGUCCGGGGAGUACGGGCACGUGCUGGGCGACCGCGAGAAGGCUGUGGGCACCUUCCGGGAGUUCAUCUUCUUCCACGAGGCGUCCAUCUACCCGGAGUUCGCCGUCUUCUACCGGCGUGAGAAGGACGGCAAGGUCAUGGCACGCCCAGAGAGGGAGCUGGCACCGGCGAUGAUGGAGAUGGAGGGUGAAGUGGCGAGCAUGUGAACUGGGCAAAUUUCCCGGGAAACUACCUCGAAAACGGGGGUACGAGCGAAGACCCAUGAGCCCUUGGAGAUGCCCGAUUUUCUGUCGGUGGAGAAGUUUGGUUUUGCCCAGAUGUGACGCUCGCGAGCUGCAGAACCCCUUGCACUUCUGCCUUUUGACACAGGGACGAUGGUUGCCCUGGGGGGCAAACAUCAUGUUCCUUUGGAAGCGGGUGACUCUUGUGUCAAGAGGAGCAGAGCAGACCUUUCUUGGUGCCCUGAUAUAUCAGGCGCCCGAACUGGUUAGGGCGAAGCAAGGCAUGCGCGGGCGCUGGCAAUUGCCACCCUCGCUUGCGCGCUUCUCCCCAAAUGCUUGUCAGGUCCCUUAAAGUGGCCCCGCAGCCUGAAGGGUUGUCAAGGUUUCGUUUCAGCGCGUCCCUUUGAACCAUUCAGGGAGUAAGUUUCAGGAUGUCACUUUAACGGACCGGUUGCCACACGGCAAUGUCUCUGCUUGCCUCAGCCCACAACUGUCCUCAGGAAUGGCUGGCAGCGGCUGGAGGUGUUUUUUUUCCGUUUGCCUUGGGCUCAUGCUAGAUGCGUCGAAGAAGUCGACGGGUCUGGCGUGCCCCUUGAGCUCAAGAUUGCGCCCGGAAGGCCGGUGGGUGUUUGAAUUGGCGCAAUUCGCUUGGGCUCGGCUGCGAGCCUGGACAUCUGAUAGGGCGCAUCUCUCA
Molecule: messenger RNA, 3396 nt
Organism: Effrenium voratum
Lineage: Eukaryota; Dinophyceae; Suessiales; Symbiodiniaceae
Source: the annotation of a GenBank genome assembly